CCGCUCUCCUCUCGUCUCUCUCACAUGAUCAUCUCUUUUAUCAUUUUCUCUAUUCAGCCGGUCCCCCUCCUUGGUGCGGUCGCCUGGUCUCCUCAGCUGUUCUGAGAUCAGCUGUUCUCAGAUCAGCUGUACUGGACGGAUCUCUCCAGCUGUGUGCGGCUCUCCAAGUCCCGCAGACAGGGUCGGCCAUGUUGUUGUGCGGUGGGGGUUGAUGAGGGGAAGAAGAAAAAAAAAAGGAGACACCAAGAAGAAGAAUAAGAAGAAGAAUAAGAAGGCGGAUUUGAGAAGGCAGGACGAGACGAUGGGCUGCAUAAAGAGCAAAGAGAACAAAGGCCCUACGAUGAAGUAUCGGCCGGAGAAUUCCACGGCGUCGGACCCCAACGCCACCAUAACCACGCCUCACGUGGGUCACUACGGACCGGAUCCCACACAGCAGCAGCAGAACCAACCUCCCUCCUCUUCGUCAGGCUCCGGGGCUGCAAACUUCAACCACACCCUCACGCCGUUUGGUGGCGCGUCUGCCAUGACCCCCUUCGGAGGAGCGUCAUCCUCCUUCUCCGGCCCCGUGUCCAACUCGUUCUCUGGCGCUGUCUCAAGUGGCGUUACCUUCUUUGUGGCCUUGUAUGACUAUGAAGCUAGAACAACUGACGAUCUUUCCUUUAAAAAAGGGGACCGCUUCCAGAUCAUCAACAACACAGAGGGAGACUGGUGGGAGGCUCGCUCCAUCAACACGGGGAGGAACGGCUACAUCCCCAGCAAUUAUGUGGCCCCUGCUGACUCCAUCCAGGCUGAAGAGUGGUACUUUGGUAAAAUGGGACGUAAAGAUGCUGAGAGGUUGCUGCUGAAUCCAGGAAACCAUCGAGGAACUUUCCUGGUGCGAGAAAGUGAAACUACUAAAGGUGCUUACUCUCUCUCCAUACGAGACUGGGACGAUGCCAAAGGAGACAACGUGAAACACUACAAGAUCCGCAAGCUGGACAGCGGGGGAUACUACAUCACUACCCGAGCUCAGUUUGACACGUUACAGAAGCUUGUCAAACACUACACAGAGCAUGCCGACGGGCUUUGCCACAGGCUGACCACGGUUUGCCCCACGGUGAAGCCACAGACCCAGGGGCUCGCUAAGGAUGCCUGGGAGAUCCCCCGGGAGUCCCUGCGACUGGAGCUCAAACUGGGCCAGGGCUGCUUCGGAGAGGUCUGGAUGGGCACGUGGAACGGCACCACUAAGGUGGCCAUAAAGACGCUGAAGCCGGGCACCAUGUCGCCCGAGGCCUUCCUCCAAGAGGCCCAGAUCAUGAAGAAGCUCAGGCACGACAAGCUGGUUCCUCUUUAUGCUGUGGUGUCCGAGGAACCCAUCUAUAUUGUCACAGAGUACAUGGCCAAAGGAAGCUUACUCGACUUCCUCAAAGAGGGUGACGGCAAAUUCCUGAAGCUCCCGUUGUUGGUGGACAUGGCUGCACAGAUCGCUGACGGCAUGGCGUUCAUCGAGAGGAUGAACUACAUCCACAGAGACCUGCGCGCCGCCAACAUUCUGGUGGCCGACAACCUGGUGUGCAAGAUCGCCGACUUUGGCCUGGCCAGGUUGAUAGAGGACAACGAGUACACGGCGAGGCAAGGAGCCAAAUUCCCGAUUAAAUGGACGGCCCCAGAGGCUGCGCUGUACGGCCGCUUCACCAUCAAAUCAGACGUCUGGUCCUUUGGGAUCUUACUCACUGAGCUCGUCACCAAAGGCAGAGUGCCCUACCCAGGCAUGGUGAACCGGGAGGUGCUGGAGCAGGUGGAGCGAGGCUACCGCAUGCCCUGCCCCCAGGGCUGCCCCGAGUCCCUGCACGAGAUGAUGAAGCUCUGCUGGAAGAAGGACCCGGACGAGAGGCCCACCUUCGAGUACCUCCAGUCCUUCCUGGAGGACUAUUUCACCGCCACAGAGCCACAGUACCAACCUGGAGAGAACCUAUAGCCUGGACCCGUAUCCCUACGCCUGGGAGGACACUUGCUUGAAGACAUGAGCUCUUAAUUACUCGACGCUACCAAAAGUCGACUGGAAACCAGACUAACCAGUUGCAUAAACCACUACUUGCUCUACUCGUUUUAGAUUUUUGCUUUUGCUUUUGCUUUCAGCAUCCGCCAUCAUUUCAUUUUUACUUUUAUAUCUUUUAGUUUUCUUAAUGGUACGAGGCAAGUCUUACGUGAGUGUAAUGUUUGAUUAUUAAUGUGGAUUUUUAUCACAAUGAACAUUAAUGACACAUUUAUUUCAGUUAUGUUAAAUACACUACAUGUUUGGUUCUUUCUCAUGAACACAGUCUAUUGCUGUAUAAAUAAGCUGUGAUAAUCCUUUGCAAUAGAAAAACAUGUGGUUUAAAGUGGAGUUCUCGUGCUCCAUUUGCCUCAAAAUUGUAUUAUUUUGUGGUAAAUUGGUGAAUUAUGCAUCAAAACAAUUAAUUAUUAACAGAGAUAAUAUAUUUAACUAACAGGGAGAAGCUCUCGGGGGUGCCUGAUGGUCAUAAUCACAGUAAUUAUUUAAAAGUUAAUACCACACAGCUUAACUUAAGCUACAUUUCAUCAGCUGCAGUGUAAUUUCUUAUUUGUUACAAAUCAGUGACUACAGUGAGAACUGUGACAUGGUCUUUUAAUGCCUUUUUCUAAUAUUUUAAAAUGCAUUUUCACUUUUUUGUUUUCAUAUUAUUUUAAGACUUUAUCACAUUGUAUUCAUAUCACAUUGUUUUAUAGCGUCAUUUGAAGACUGUCCUGACUAUCCAUCAUCAUCAUAUGGAAAUCUCUGCUAAGACUUGCCAUACUUCUUUCUGUCCCUCGCUGACGGUGGUUGUAUAAUCUCUCUACGGAGGCAUGCUCACAGAAAAACAGUGUGCGUUAUGUGUCAGUGAGUUAAACAUUGAUGAAACUCGAGGACUUGCGGCUUCUUGCUAAGCCAGAAAAUGACACUUCACGAAUGCAAGAUGAUUUUACGGACUCUCUCUAGAAGUGGAAAUCAUGAACAAAGCAAUCGUUUUAUCUUCUACAAUGUGACUGACUGACUGACUGACUGACUGACUGACUGAAGCACUUGGGACUCUUUGGUGUUCAUGUAUCUAAAACCUGCUCUGCAGAAACUAUUUGUAAAGCAAUGAUGACAGUUUUUUUACAGGGAUCUAAUCUUUGCAUUUUGCUCUCGUAUAUUCAUUGGGGCAGUAUUAUGAUGGGAAUAACACUAAUUGACGACUGAGCUUGUAAAGAAGGGUUUUGUAUAUUACAAAAUGGUGUUUUUUUUUGUUGUUUUUUUUACAAUUAAUAAUAAAAAAUGGACAAGAUUGCAAAAUAUAUUU
Molecule: messenger RNA, 3320 nt
Organism: Anoplopoma fimbria (sablefish)
Lineage: Eukaryota; Metazoa; Chordata; Actinopteri; Perciformes; Anoplopomatidae
Product: tyrosine-protein kinase Yes
Exons: 13
Coding region: 212-1957 (581 amino acids)
Biological process (GO): innate immune response; protein phosphorylation; cell surface receptor protein tyrosine kinase signaling pathway
Cellular component (GO): extrinsic component of cytoplasmic side of plasma membrane
Molecular function (GO): non-membrane spanning protein tyrosine kinase activity; ATP binding; signaling receptor binding
Source: RefSeq, a predicted model, not a curated record